UCAACGUUGCUCAAUACUCGACGCCGGAGCCUGGCCAUCACGAAAGUCAGAUGCGAAAUUUUGUAUAAGACAGCAUACAAGAGCUGCUCAGCACCUUCGAAGAGGGCAUACCGACUCUCAAUGUUUUGCUGCGCUGCGCUAAGCUCAACGCUCAAGCUGCCCUCCGAGCUGGUCUCGACCUCAAGCAGCAGCUGCUUCGUGGGCGGAAUCGCUUCCGCUCAUACUUUGACACCUUGUUUCUGCCAAAUUUCCAUUGCUGCUUUAAGCUGUGCCGCAAUAUGGUCACAGACUACGAGGACGUGCCGCAAGGGAAGGGGCUGCAAUCAGAAAAGUGCUCAAGAGCAAAGAGAACUACACUCGCCUCACACGUUCCCCAAGCAUUGCUGCUCUUAAUAGGAGCGCUCCUUCUCGUCGGCUCCCUCGUCAUACUUCAGAGCAAUGACGGCCCUUCUGGUACGUCCGACUCUUGCACAGAUAGCACGCUUUCGAGCGUGCGACCUCGUCUGCGAUGCUCCAUCGCGAACGUGUUGAAGCUCCGUGCAAGAUAUCGUAUAAACUCCAAUCCGUCUUUGGGCUCAAUACGCAGAGGCAUUACAGACGGUUAUAGCUUAGCCACGCGCGCACUGCCUUUCUGCUGCUCAGGAUUCGACCGCGGGACAUCGAAGGCGAGCAGCAAGGUUUACGACGAGGCCCACUUUGAGCGCGUCGAAGCCGAAGCCCGCCUGAGGUUCGAGCGCGAGAAUCGUCGACUUGCUGGGAUGUACGAGGCGGCGCGCGCGCGCCACCAACAGCCGCGCCACCAUCACGGCACGAUAAGGUCAGGCGAUGACAAUGACGGCGAAAGGCCAAGUCUGGCAAAGCUCGCGGAGGAUCUGCCCGAGAUGUUUGAGGCAGCGCCCUUGCGCAAACGAUCUGCAUGCGGUACGGCCAAGACGUGUGCUGUGCGGAGUGCUCCCGCUAGUGCGAAGCCUACCGGCUCUCUCCCGCCCGGUCCGGACCCAACUGAGCCGAUCAGCGCACUCAGUCGAAGGACUUUGGCCCAGCUAGCCAGGAAUGCAUUGAGAAAGCCAAAGCCAAACAUGGCAACGAAGGACCCCAUACUUCGAGUCUGGAAACCCCUUUCCAGAUUCGGAAGAGGGAUGCGGUCGACGGCAAGCAAAGGUGCUCGCAAAGUCGGAGGAUGGCUCAAGUCCAAUGGUGCCAGGCCGGUGCCAGAGACAGAUGGCAGCUUUCGAGGGCUGAGUCCUCGCAAAAGCAUCGCAUCUGCACCAUCGCCACACCGCCCGUCAACGACAGACCCCUACGACAUUUCGAGUAUUAUGCGCGAGCUGCCUGAAGAAGGGAAGGUCGCACCAUCGUCCCACUCGAAUCGCUGGUCAACAUCCCCUCUCUCUCCAGCCGGCCGUCCAUCAAAGACUUUGGGGGAGCUAUUCAAAGAGGAUCCAGUGAAACAUGUCAUCAAACGGGAAGUCUCGCUAGACCACACUCAGCCGCGUGGAUGCGCCGCCCAUUCGUGCGGUGACUGCAAGGGAGCUGUCCCGGCCACGGUCAUUGCGCAGCAUUACUUUCUGAAGCGCCGUGCCCCACCCCUAGCCAGUACAGUUACCUUACAAGACGUUUCCACAAAAGCUUGGCGCAUGCUUUCGGAUCCCAUGAGCGUCUCCAAUAGCGCUCGAAGAAUGAGGCAACUGGGCAGAAGCGAGGAGUCGACCAAAGCAGCCUGCACGAAAGGUUCGCUAGAAGCAGGCAGCCCAAACAAGAAGGCUCUGAGUCGACGCGGCGCGAUAUUCUCUUGUCUCAAUAGACCAGAAAUAGUGCAGCAAGCAUCAAGACGACCUUCGAGCCCAUUGACCUUCCAAUCUUCCCUGUACUCUCCGCGGCCUUCCUCUCUCAGGCCAUCCGCUACUGACAUGCCGGCGAUGGCUAGGUCUCACUCUGAAAGCUCAAUUGCGAUGCCAGAGGGAAGAUGGUCCGACGACUCUGAAGAAGCUUUCUACACUCCUCCUGCUUCUCUUUCUUCGUCAUCCUCCUCUCGCUCCCCAUCGGGCCGAUCAAACGGCAAAGCAAGGGCAAAGACGAAGAAAGCCUCGCCUGUGUGGGUAGACAAGAGGAUCAUCCCAGAGACGCUUCGAAGGCAGGCCAGGUGGCGACGCGUGCGCCGGAUUGCUAGAUCCAACACUCUUCCUCGAGACGCAGUCGAUGUCGCUCUCUAAGUUGCGAGUCCGAAACAAACAUUCAGUGAUAUGCUACGUCUCAGCAAGGAGCGCUCUCGGCCCGAGCUCGCGUGUAGGUUCUAUCCGAGCUUGCUGCAUUGGCUUCGGCUCCUGCUCAGAAAUAUUCGUUCGACUCUACACGCUAAU
Messenger RNA from Ceraceosorus guamensis, 2360 nucleotides. RefSeq lists its product as hypothetical. NCBI's taxonomy places the organism in Eukaryota, Fungi, Basidiomycota, Exobasidiomycetes, Ceraceosorales, Ceraceosoraceae. Bases 279 to 2213 code for a protein of 644 amino acids. The transcript has a single exon. The record is from RefSeq and is a predicted model, not a curated record.